CUCCCUGUUGCGUUGCCCCGAUUCCCGUAUACUUUUUCUGUGUUAAAGCUCCAGCUGUUCUGCUUCAUCCACACUCCACUAAAUUCCGUCACUUUCUCGAGAAGAAGUAAAUUUUAGCCUGUCGAGACCAUUGGACUAACGGAGGUUAUUUGUAAUUAUUUGUUCGGUAUUUGAAAUAAAACAUGGCACAGAGUAAUUGGGAAGCCGACAAGAUGCUCGAUGUUUACAUUCAUGAUUAUUUGUUGAAAAGAAAAUUGCAUGCUUCUGCAAAAGCUUUUAUGACUGAAGGGAAAGUUGCCACAGAUCCAGUAGCAAUUGAUGCUCCAGGAGGAUUUCUCUUUGAAUGGUGGUCUGUCUUUUGGGACAUAUUCAUUGCAAGGACAAAUGAGAAGCAUUCUGAGCCUGCUGCUGCUUACAUUGAGGCCCAGCAAAUUAAGGCAAGGGAGCAACAACAACUGCAAAUGCAGCAAUUGCAACUCAUGCAACAGCGCAAUGCACAGCUACAACGCAGAGAUCCUAAUCAUCCUGCUAUUGGCAGUUCUAUGAAUGUUAUGAACUCUGAAGGAAUGAUGGGGCAGCCAUCAGCCAGCAUAUUGGCCAUGAAAAUGUACGAGGAACGUAUGAAACACCCUCAUUCAAUGGAUUCAGAAACACCCCCAGCACUUGAUACAAAUAGGAUGGCACUUCUCAAAUCAGCAACCAAUCAUCCUGGCCAGUUGGUACAAGGUACUUCUGGGAACAUGUCUGCAGCUUUGCAACAAAUCCAGGCACGAAGUCCUUUAACAACUGACAUCAAAAGUGAGGUUAGUUUGGGUGCAAGCCAAAAAAGCUUGCCAAUGGAUCCUUCAUCAGUUUAUGGACAAGCGAUUUUUCAGUCAAAAUCUGGAGUAGGUGGUGCAGGAUUGAAUCAAGGCAUCACUGGUCUUCCGCUAAAGGGCUGGCCUUUAACUGGAAUUGACCAGCUACGACCAAGUUUAGGUGUACAAGUACAGAAACCUAAUCUACCAACUCAAAGUCAGUUUCUUCUAGCAUCACAACAACAGCAGGUCAUGGCACAGGCUCAGGCACAAAGCAACCUUGGAAAUUCAUCUAACUAUGGAGAUAUGGAUCCACGUCGAUUUUGUGGACUGCCUAGGGGUAGCUUGAAUGCAAAAGAUGGUCAAUCCACAAGAAAUGAUGGGUCUAUAUGCUCUCCAGUGCAAGCAAGUUCACCAAAGAUGAAGAUGGGCCAGAUGCAACAUUCUUCAUCUCAACAACAGGACCAAUUGCAACAGAAUUUCAGAAAAAGAAAACAGCAUUCUUCUUCUGGAGCUGCGAACAGUACUGGUACAGGAAAUACGGUUGGCCCUUCUCCUAGUUCUCCACCAUCCACCCACACACCUGGCGAUGGAAUAACAACAGCAAGUAGCAUCCAGCAUGUUAACAGCGUGCCUAAAAGCUUGAUGAUGUAUGGUCCUGAGGGGACGGCAGGCCUUGCGUCAUCUUCUAAUCUGCUUGAAGAUAUGGAACGAUUUGGAGAUGUCAGUGCUUUAGAUGAUAAUGUGGAGUCAUUUCUGUCUCAUGAUGGAGAUGGAGGGAACUUAUAUGGGACGUUGAAGCAAAGUCCAACUGAGCACCAAAAAGAGUCUUCUAAAGGUUUUACCUUCAGUGAAGUUGGUUGCAUACGGACAAGAAACAGCAUGGUUACUUGCUGUCAUUUUUCUUCAGAUGGGAAGUUGCUUGCUAGUGCCGGACAUGACAAGAAGGUUGUCCUCUGGAACAUGGACACACUAAAAACAGAAGGCACCCCUGAAGAACACAAAUCAGUGAUUACAGAUGUUCGUUUUAGGCCGAAUUCAUCUCAGCUGGCUACAACUUCAGUGGAUAAGUCUGUGCGAUUAUGGGAUGCAGCAAAUCCAAGCUAUUGUCUGCAAGCAUAUAAUGCACACGCUUCAGCUGUUAUGUCCCUUGAUUUCCACCCAAAGAAGACUGAUCUGUUCUGUUUCUGUGAUAAUAACAAUGAAAUACACUAUUGGAACAUUAAUUCAUUCUCCUGCACUCAUGUCUCCAAGGGAGGUAUGGCACAAGUGAGAUUUCAACCAAAAAUUGGACAGUUCUUGGCAGCAGCUUCAGAUAAAGUGGUGUCCAUCUUUGAUGUCGAAACUGACAGGCAAACAUACUCAUUCCAGGGACAUUCGGAAAUGGUAAAUUAUAUUUGCUGGGAUGCAAAUGGAGAUUACUUGGCAUCUGUUAGUCAGAACUUGGUGAAGAUUUGGUCAUUAGCCUCGGGAGAGUGCAUUAAUGAGCUCGGCUCUAAUGGGAAUCAGUUCUACUCUUGCGUCUUUCACCCUAGUUAUUCAACUCUCUUGGUCAUUGGAGGAAUCUCGUCAUUGGAGUUAUGGAACAUGGCUGAGAACAAAAGCAUGACAAUUUCAGCACACGAGAACAUCAUCUCGGCUUUGGCACAAUCACCUGUCACCGGAAUGGUUGCCUCAGCAAGUCAUGACAACACUGUGAAGUUAUGGAAAUAGCUCCCAACUAGUCUCUCAAAUAUUUCGGAGCUUGUGGCGUCGCUUUCAAAAUCCUCCACAAAAAUCUUGGGAAACCAAAUAGCAGCAGCAACAAGCAUGUUUAAUCAGACACCAUUGGAAUAGUUAUGUGUUCCAAUUCCCAAAUAUGUUUUUAAGUUAAACGUGCUAAUUUUGUAAUUCAAAUAUUAAAUGUUAUUCUGCUUGGAAUAGCCGAAAAUCGUGGAGCUAUGUAUAUCAACUGAAUUCUGAUAUUUUCAUUCGGUUGCUUUUGCUUUU
Molecule: messenger RNA, 2786 nt
Organism: Juglans regia (Persian walnut)
Lineage: Eukaryota; Viridiplantae; Streptophyta; Magnoliopsida; Fagales; Juglandaceae
Product: transcriptional corepressor LEUNIG_HOMOLOG-like
Exons: 18
Coding region: 183-2510 (775 amino acids)
Molecular function (GO): transcription corepressor activity; protein binding
Source: RefSeq, a predicted model, not a curated record